AUGGGCUUCCUAUCCAAGCUCAAACCCAGGGCAACUCGCCCCGAGGUUAGCAGUGCUUCCAGCGUUCCUGGGGUUCAAAAAUCCGACGGCCCACUAGACGCUCCAGCAGAUGUGUCUGCAGACUCCGACUCCGAUGGCCUGAGCCUGGAGGAACGCAACGAGAAAGAAGUUCAACGCCAUCCCAACACCAUCACCGAAGGCGCGCAGCUGGGUGUCCGGAAGGCCGAAGCCACUGCUCUCGUCUGGCCAAAAUGGGCCGUUUAUGCAACUUAUGGCUGGAUCUGGGUCUGCUUCUUCAUGCUGGCCCUGCAGCAGGGAACAACCACUCUUUUCAACGCGGCGGCCUACGCCGACUUCAUUGCCGCACCACAGCUGACGACAGCGAAUAUCUUGUCGACCAUCAUCGGCGGUGUGUUGAAACUACCCAUCGCAAAGAUCCUCAACAUCUGGGGCCGUGCUGAAGGCUUCUUCCUCUUCGUCUGCGUCUACCUCCUUGGCAUGAUCGUCUUGGCCUCGUCCACGGGGCCCAGCGGCUACGCAGCAGGCUACGUCCUCUACUGGAUCGGCUACGAUGCCAUCUACCUGAUCCUCGACGUCUUUGUCGCAGAUACCUCGGGGCUACGCAAUCGGGCAUUCGCCUUUGCCUUUGUCGGCACCCCCUUUAUCUGCACCGCAUUCACCGCGCCGUUGCUGGGCCAGGCAUUCCUGAAAACGACAACCUGGCGCUGGGGCUACGGGGCUUUCUGCAUCAUCAUGUUCUUCGUCUUUAUGCCGCUCGUGUUGGUGUUCAAGUACUUCCAACGCAAGGCCGAGCGGAUGGGCCUGUUCAAGAACGAAGCGAGCGACCGGUCCGCGCUGCAGUCCUUUGUACACUACUUUCAUGAAUUUGACAUUGUCGGAGCCAUCCUGCUCAUGGCGGCAUUUGUCCUUUUCCUGCUGCCGUUCUCCCUCCAGACGAACGGCAAAGCGCAGUACUCGUCGGCGACGUUCAUCGCCAUGAUCGUGGUUGGGGUGUUACUCUUCCCCGCGUUUGCCAUCUGGGAGAAGUUCUUCGCCCGUGUCCACUUCGUCCGCUGGGAGCUGUUCCGCCAGCGGACCGUGCUAGGAGCGUGCUCGCUGGCGGCAAUUCUCUACUUUUCCUUCUACUGCUGGGACGUGUACUACUACUCGUUCGUCCUGGUGGUAUAUGACCUCUCCUUCUCCGACGCCGGGUACAUGAGCCAAAUCUACAACGUCGGGUCGACAUUCUGGGGCGUCGUCUUUGGCUUCUGGGUCCGCCUCACCAAGCACUUCAAGUACACGUGCCUGUUCUUCGGCCUGCCCCUGAUGUUCCUGGGCGCGGGGCUGAUGAUCCAUUUCCGCGGAACCGACCACGGCAUAGGAUACCUGGUGAUGUGUCAGAUCUUCAUCGCGUUCGCGGGUGGCACGCUCGUCAUCGGCGAAGACAUGGCCGUCAUGGCGGCGGCCGAUCGCGACGGCGUGCCCAUGAUGCUGUCCCUUGUCAACUUGUUCGCCAGCCUGGGCGGCGCCAUCGGGUAUGCCGUCACCGCCGCAAUCUACGACAAUGUUUUCCCCGAGGCCCUGCUUAGGAGGCUCCCGGCCAGCACCAAGGGAGACUAUGAGACAAUCUUCCUGGGUGGCUACACCGUGCAGAUGACGUAUGCCGUGGACUCGCCGACGAGAAACGCCAUCAACUAUGCGUGGGGCGAGACACAAAAGUACGGCUCGGUCGCAGCUACUGCUAUUCUGGUGCUUGCCAUUCCGGCCAUUGCCGUGUGGAAGAACUAUAAUGUCGACAAGAAGCAGAACAAGGGUACCGUCAUAUAG
Exophiala spinifera is the source of this 1827-nucleotide messenger RNA. RefSeq lists its product as uncharacterized. NCBI's taxonomy places the organism in Eukaryota, Fungi, Ascomycota, Eurotiomycetes, Chaetothyriales, Herpotrichiellaceae. Bases 1 to 1827 code for a protein of 608 amino acids. The record is from RefSeq and is a predicted model, not a curated record. Gene Ontology annotation, biological process: transmembrane transport. The transcript has a single exon. Gene Ontology annotation, molecular function: transmembrane transporter activity.